This is a messenger RNA of Volvox carteri f. nagariensis, 1305 nucleotides long. RefSeq lists its product as uncharacterized. The record is from RefSeq and is a predicted model, not a curated record. The transcript is spliced from 3 exons. Lineage: Eukaryota; Viridiplantae; Chlorophyta; Chlorophyceae; Chlamydomonadales; Volvocaceae. The annotation marks the transcript as partial.
GUCUGCAAUCCAGUUCCGGGCUACAGCACUAUCGCCUUAUCUUCACAGCCCUUGCUCUUGCCAGGCACCGGCACAGUAAAUCAGCGCUUACUAGUGAUCAUAAUGGAUUACUCACCUUGCAGCCUGUCACCUUCGAUAAGUGAAGCCACAGUUCGCACGAUCUUCCUGGGUUCCAACGGUGAUGGCAAGAGUGGCGUCGCACGGACAUACACACGGUGCUCGCACGGGAAAUUGAACCUUAACUCCACGGCAUUUAAGGUGGUUGUCGUGAGGAACAACUGCACGGCCUCGGUGACGAAGUCGUGUGCCUAUUGGGACAUUGCCAAGGACGGGGACACCAGAGCGAAGGAGCUACUGGGAGAUGUUGUGUUUUCGAGCUUCACCAAUCGGGCGUACAUUCUUCCACCAGGAAUGAACAUGGUGUGCCCCUGGCCGGGUCUGGCACUCGUUCCGGGGACACAGAUGUGGCUGCAGACCUCGGCCUAUGGUGUUUACCAGGUAUCCACAAUCAUGCAACAGACAGUCCAUAACUACGGUCUCUGGCACUCUUGGCAGAAUGGCUGGGAGUAUGCUGACCGUUCCACCCCCAUGGGCACCGGAAAUACCUGCCUCAAUGCCCCCGAAAUGGCAUACAUGGGCUGGGCCACACCUGCACCAGGCGGUGGUCGUAUUGACUCAGAAGCACUGCCAGUGGGCACUGCUCUCACAUUCAGCCUGCCAGCCACCUAUUUAUCCCCGGAGGAGAACUACAUUCGGGUUGCUCCUGACUGGCUAACGUCGUACAGAAGCAGCUCCGUAGCCACGAACCUGUACAUUGCCGUACGAGUCAACAAGAGUGGGGACGCGUUAUUGCCAUCAUUCUAUGCGAACAAAGUGAAUAUUCACGAAGUGAACGCGUCCCUGGACAAUAAUUGGAGUAGUACCUCCAUCUACACGGACCGUAAAAUUUCCUUUAUCAGCGCCGUCACGCCCUUCAGUCGAGCGAACAUGAUUGCCUACAAGAUUAUUGUGUACGGCGGAUCCUGGGUUGGCGGUAAAGACGUCCUCAGAGUGCACCUCUGCCGCUACAGGUCUAGCCCUGACGAGUGUCCAUCUCUUAAUUUCCUGGAGGCGCGUACCUUACCUCCGCCAAGACCACCAAAGCCGCCGUCACCCACCCCGCCAUCAUUGCCGCCAAGGCCAUCACCUCCGUUGCCGCCUAAGCCUCGAUCGCCUCCCAGCACUCGAAUGCCACCUAGACCGCCCAGGCCGCCACCCCCGAGCCCAACUCAUCCCCCCCCCAACUCCCCCCCCAUUGUCUCCUAG